GGUGUGAUCAGCCAAUUGCCGGGCACAUCACGGAUGAAGGACGUUUAUUUCGGUACAUUAAUUGGAAAAUUGGCCAAAUAUUCCCACGAAGUCAACGGGGAAGUGUACGCGGUAGACGAGAGUACCUUGUUUAUCAAAAACUUCAACUACGAUGGCCAGGGGCCUCAGACUUUUUUCUGGGCCGGAAAUAGCCCGACACCCGAUGACAGCGGGUUUAUUAUACCCGAUGAAAAGGGAUCCACAAAAUCGCUAAACGCCUAUCAAAAUCAAAACAUCGUAUUACGAUUACCUGAGGGUAAAACAUUGCGCGACAUUAACUGGCUAUCUGUCUGGUGCCGGGAGUUUAAGGUUAACUUCGGCGACAUAGCUAUCGACAAAAAUCUAGACAUACCGUCGCCGGUGGAGAUACCAGCGCUCAGCCGACUGGCCCACGACGUCCGUAGCGGUCCCAUCACUAUAGUGGACGCCCAGACAUUUCUAGUGCCCAAUUUCUAUUACGAUGGUCAGGGCCCCGCUGGUUAUUGGUGGGCCACCAAAGGCCCGAGACAGGCACCAACUGGUUUACGGCUAAAGGACGAGAACGGAUCGCCGGCGCCGUUGCGGCGAUACUCCGGCGAAACGGUAGUCAUAUCACUGCCGGACGACAAAACCAUCUAUGACUACGACUGGCUGGGCGUCUGGUGCGAGGAGUUUAACGUGGACUUCGGGCACAUCCGUAUACCACAGCACAUCCGAGUGCCGCCAUCGCCC
Medioppia subpectinata is the source of this 750-nucleotide messenger RNA. The record is from the annotation of a GenBank genome assembly. Lineage: Eukaryota; Metazoa; Arthropoda; Arachnida; Sarcoptiformes; Oppiidae.